UGAAGCCUGGCUAGAAAAUAUACACUUGAAUCAGUUUACUAUUAUACUUAUUUAAAUUUUAAUUUGACCGCUACAAUUUUAUGAUAUGUUGAUUGUGCGUGCGCUGUUAAAUUACAUACUUCUUCAUGACAAAAUUUUUUGAAUGUUGCUUUCUAAAAAUAAAAAGGUUUUGAAAUUAAUGUGCCCAAUGACAUGAAGAAAGAUGAGCUCUUUUGAUGAUUUGUGGUGUAGUGAUUGUGGCAAGAGUCAUGAAGGGAUGUGUAAGAAGCAUGGAGUUUUGCACAAAGUCCAGGAUGCCGUUAUCCCAUCCCGAGCACGUCUCACCCUACCAUCAUCUCUCACAUUGAAAUCUGUGAAAGAAAAUGGCACUGUGCACACAGCUGUGUUUUCUAAGCGUGUUAUUCCUGUGAGGUCACAGUUUGGUCCUCUGGAUGCACCUAUCAUUUCCAAAACCAAACUUGAAACAAAGCCAAAGAAAGAAACCACAGUAUGGAAAAAGAAAAAUGCAAUGCAAAAAUCGAUGGAGACUUCAUCACUGACACAAAACAGUGAUGCAUCAGAUGUCAACCAGUCAUCCAACGAUUUGCAUUCACCAAUUAUUGCAAAUGUUCGUAGUUUGCAGUCUAAGAGUAAUAACUCGGUUGGUGCUGAGGUUGCGAUAUCAAGUAUACAACAGCAGUUAAUGUCAAUAACCAGUCAGUCCAUCAAUCAGUCCGGAAUGGGAGAUGGUGGGCUACUUGGUCUUCAAGGCGGAUUAAAUCAACUUCCGUUGCAUUCGAGUCCCAUACAUAACCAUCCAGACCUGAAUCAGUUACAGCACAGUCUCCAAGACUUACCUGCCAUUGGUUUUCCCUCAGCACCUGGCAGCAUUCAACUUACGCAGGAAAAUAUACACUCCUUGGCACAACAAUACCACUCAACUUACGGGCAUAUUGAUUUACAAUCUGUCCAGCAACACUUGAACCCUUCUGACUUUGUUUCCUCAACUCCUUUGCAUCCUUCAGUUGGAACUGACCAAUCAGCUGGCAGUUUGUUAUUAGGUCCACCUCUAGAGGCUGAUGGCCAAUCAGCAGAGGACUCUGGAGUAGGUGACACCUCCAAUGUCAAUGCGAGUGACAGCACUGUAACAGAUAUGACCUCUGACACGGAACUGGAAGACAGCAUAGAGCAGGAUAUGUCAUUUGAAUUUAAGGUGUUGACAGAUGAUGGUUGUGUGGAGCUGUAUGAUACUUCGGAGGAAGACCAUUCUAACUGGAUGAUAUUUGUCCGUCCGGCCACAUCCUUCAAAGAACAAAACCUCAUUGCAUACCAGGAAGAUGGUCAGAUAUAUUUUGUUUCAUUGAAGCCUAUUCAGACAAAUACAGAGCUGAAGGUCUGGUACUCAAAGGAAUAUGCCAAAUCUAUAAAUAAAGGAAUGCUUCCAGCUGAACCAAUCACCAGACAGCUUGAUGACAAUAAACUACAGUGUCUGCAGUGUGAAGUUAAAUUCUCCGAUCAAGAUGAAAUGGAAAACCAUUUUUGUUUUAGCAAAAUCAAAGCUCGACGAAAAGGACGUCCAAGAAAAUAUGUGAAACCCACAAAAACUUGGAGGGCUAAAAUGGAGAAAACAAAAAUUAAAGAAUCUCAGCAACCACAAGACACAAAACUUACCAAUAUCGUAGAAUCUGGUGUGAAUACUGAAGCAAACAUAUCUCCCCCAGUGAAAAGGGGACGUGGCCGUCCAAGGACGAAAGGUUCAAUUGUUAAGAAUGAGCCGGUUAGAAAUACUGAGCAAAAUGUGAUACAACCGAUGGUUCAACAUUCUGUUCAACCACUGCAGCAACAAAAACCACAGCAGCAUCAGCAGCCGCCCACAGAUCAUUCGUUGAAGUUUGAAAUAGGUCAGGCUUAUCACAUUAAUCCAGAUGAUGACAAUGAUGAUGAUGACGAUGAUGGUCAUCAUGUUAUGCAGGAUCAGAGUUAUGACAAUGAUGUUGAUGAUCCUUUGUUUGAUGAGAAGAAACUUGUUAUCACAGAAGAUAGACCAAAAAAGAAAAGAGGUCCCAAGUCUUCCAAAACUCCUACAGCUUGCCCUCAUUGUGGAGAAACCUUUCAAGCUGAAGCAGCCUUCUAUCUACAUGUUUAUUCUCAUACUGGAAUAAAACCUUUCAUUUGUGAAGUAACAGGUUGUGAGCGUGGAUUUUUGUCAAAGUUUAAACUUGAACGCCAUAGACUGAUCCACACAAGUCCGCGUCACCAUAAGUGCUUAUAUUGUGACAAAAGUUUUAACCGUAAAGACCAUUUGAAAAACCAUAUGAUCACUCAUGAUCCAAAUAAGAAAAUCUGGAAGUGCGAACUUUGUGGAAAGGAAUAUUCUUAUAGUUUCUCUUACAGGACUCACAUGGCCUUCCAUGCCGCUGAUAGAGGUGAAACUCUAAGCUGCGGUAUUUGUAAGAAAAGUUAUGAAAACAAAGAACAGCUUCUGUUUCAUCUAAAAGUGCACACAGGUGCGAGAGCGGCUAAAAAUGCAACAGAAAAAACACAUCAGUGCUUUGAAUGUGGGAAGAAAUUCUUCACAAGAAAAGAUGUGAAAAGACACAUGAUAACGCACACCAAAAAGAAGGAUUUUCUUUGUCAGUUUUGUCCUCAAAGAUUCGGUAGAAAAGACCAUCUCACCCGCCAUUUAAGGACUACACAUACAGGUGAUAAUCAGACACCAGGACGGACAAGAAGAAAUACUGGAGACAGCGCAACUUCCUCGCCACCAAAACCAAAAAGAGAGCGACAGAUAUAUACCCAGAUGGAACCAACUAUGGUUCCCCUGCAGAUGGCCAUACCAGCAAUGCAACCUGAGGAUAUUCAGGAACAGCUGAUGAGUGGUGUUGCCGCAGCAAGUCAGUCAGGAAGUAUGUCAGCUACAUUAUUACAAAACUUACAGUAUGCCAUUAGUCAGACACCUGGACAUCAUGGUGCAGCAAGAGACAUUCAGAUUCCGGCUGUGUUGUAUGAAGCUGCUGCUGCAGCAAGUGCACAACAACUGCAAGAGCAGCAACAGCAGCAGCAACAACAGCAGCAGCAGCAGCAGCAACAAGCCCAAGCUAGUCAGAUUGCCGCUGCUUCAAUGAAUAAUAUACAGCCGCCACCUGGAAUGCCGACGGUACAACAUACCAGUUUGCCCAUGCAGUACCAGAUUAAUGAAAAAGGAUAUGUUCUGAAUAACUCACAGCCAGAGCAAGCGGUUGUUCGUCAAAUUCAGGUUUCACCAAACAUUGAAUACAAACACAUCACACAGCAAUUACAAGGCAAUAUGUACAUUGCAGCAGUAAGCAAUCCGUCCACACUGCAGCAUCAUCAACAACAGCAACAGCAAGUUCAACAGAUACAACUGCAGCAGACGCAACCACAACAACACCAGACGAUGUUGUCUGCAGGCAAGAUUGAACAACAGCCUAUAGAAAUAACACGUGCUAAUGGAAUAGCUGCAGCUCUACAACAGCCUCCAGAAUAUCAAAUUGCCACCGCACAGCCAGUUGCAAGCAUGGUUCAGUCUAAUUCCACUGUUACAGACCAGAAUAACAGAGCCCAAGUAUUAAUGGCAAGUCCUGUUGACUCCAGGCAAAAUCCCCACUCACAGGCAUACUCUACACUGCUUGGUUACAUGGAGACAUUAAGGUUUCUUGAAAACUUGCCAACUAAUAACACAAAUACGAUUCCACUGCAACAACUGCAGGCACUAAAUGUGGAUAUUUCACAAGGUCAAACGGCGCAAAUUAUACCUGCUCCAGUAUAUAAUACAGUCAGCGGCAGUAAUAUUCUGAACAUUAAUCAAGCAGAUUUAGCAAAGGGUGUAGUGACGAUACAACAUCCUCAUGCUGCCACAGCCCUUCAGUUAACCCCACAGGACAUUAAGAAUGUAGUAAGCCUUACUCAGACAGUAACACCUGUACAUCAUGUUACAUACCAACAACAACAGUCUUGAUUCUAUAAAUUGUUAUUUAUUAACAUCCUUUGCAUAACUGGCAGCCAUAUUUGUUAUUCCAAAGCAUAUCUUUCAGAGUAAAUAAUAGAUAUAAUGAUGACAUAAUGCAACUAAUAUUAAUAAAGAAAAGUGAAAUGAAUAUGUUAACAGAUUGUCCAGAUGUUUUGAGAAAUUGCCUUCUGCAGCAGGAACUAAAUGUGACCCUAAAAAUCUUGGGAAAAGCAAGUGAUUAUUAUAUAUUUACAUUUAUGAUAUUUUUAUCCUAAAAAUAGAAAUACAUGUAGUACUUUUUGAAAAUUAAGAUGUAAACACUGAAGAAUAUAGUUAGGAGUGAUUUCCUCUUAGUGGAUUCUCUUUCAGAGGUUACACUUGCAUUUUGUCAGAAUCAUGGCCUGUUUGGUACUUACAAAAUGUGAACUUGCUGGUUAAUUUUUAUGCCCCCCUGCGAAGAAGGGGGGGUAUAUUGUUUUGCAGAUGUCGGUCUGUACACCAAUCCAUUUUCGGAUGAUAUCUCAAGAACGCUUGGGCCUAGGAUCAUGAAAGUUGAUAGGGCAGUUGGUCAUGACCAGCAGAUGACCCCUAUUGAUUUUGAGAUUAGUAGGUCAAAGGUCAAGGUCUCAGUGACCUGGAACAGUUAAACGGUUUCUGGAUGAUAACUCAAAAAUUCUUAGGCCUAGGAUCAUGAAAGUUGAUAGGGAGGUUGGUUAUGACCAGCAGAUGACCCCUAUUGAUUUUGAGGUCAGUAGGUCAAAGGUCAAAGUGACUCGGAACAGUUAAAGGGUUUCUGGAUGAUAGCUCAAGAACCCUUGGGCCUAGGAUCAUGAAAGUUGAUAAGGAGCUUGGUCAUGACCAGCAGAUGACCCCUAUUGAUUUUGAGGUCAAAGGUCAAGGUCACAGUGACCCGGAACAGUUAAACGGUAUACGGAUAACUCAAGAACACUUGGGCCUAGGAUCCUGUAAGUUGAUAGAAAGGUUAGUCAUGACCAGCAGAUGACCCGUAUUGAUUUUGAGGUCAGUAGGCCAAAAGGUCAAGGUCACAGUGACCCGGAACAGUUGAACGGUUUCCGGAUGAUAACUUGAGAAUGCUUGGGCCUAGGACCAAGAAACUUAAUAGGGAGGUUGAUCAUCACCAGCAGACAACCCCUAUAGAUUUUGAGGUCAAAGGUCACAUUGACCUAGAGCAGUAGAACUUUUCGACUGUGACCAAAUCAUUUCUGUUCCUUGUGCAAUUACUGAAUGCAUCAAGGGGGGCAUUUCAUGUUCUACGAGCUCUUGUUUUGUUUUUUUUUGGUCCACUUUUUCUUGAAUACUGUAAGAGCUAUAGCUUAAAAAAAAUGUACACUUGUUUAUUAUCACUAGAUUAGUAAGCAGGUCAUAACUCUCUCUUGCAUUGUUUUUAGAAUUAUGACCUUUUUAACUUAGAAAAUAUGUUUUUUUAGCUCACCUGUCACAUAGUGACAAGGUGAGCUUUUGUGAUCACGCAGCGUCCGUGCGUCCGUCCGUCCGUAAACUUUUGCUUGUGACCACUCUAGAGGUCACAUUUUUUGUGGGAUCUUUAUGAAAGUUGGUCAGAAUGUUCAUCUUGAUGAUAUCUAGGUCAAGUUCGAAACUGGGUCACGUGCCGUCAAAAACUAGGUCAGUAGGUCUAAAAAUAGAAAAACCUUGUGACCUCUCUAGAGGCCAUAUAUUUCAAAAGAUCUUCAUGAAAAUUGGUCAGAAUGUUCACCUUGAUGAUAUCUAGGUCAAGUUCGAAAGUGGGUCACGUGCCAUCAAAAACUAGGUCAGUAGGUCUAAAAAUAGAAAAACCUUGUGACCUCUCUAGAGGCCAUAUAUUUCAUUGGAUCUUCAUGAAAAUUGGUCAGAACGUUUAUCUUGAUGAUAUCUAGGUCAAGUUCGAAACUAGGUCACAUGCCAUCUAAAACUAGGUCAGUAGGUCAAAUAAUAGAAAAACCUUGUGACCUCUCUAAAGGCCAUAUUUUUCAUGGGAUCUGUAUGAAAGUUGGUCUUAAUGUUCAUCUUGAUGAUAUCUAGGUCAGGUUUGAAACUGGGUCAACUGCGGUCAAAAACUAGGUCAGUAGGUCUAAAAAUAGAAAAACCUUGUUACCUCUCUAGAGGCCAUAUAUUUCAUGAGAUCUUCAUGAAAGUUGGUCAGAAUGUUCACCUUGAUGAUAUCUAGGUCAAGUUCGAAAGUGGGUCACGUGCCGUCAAAAACUAGGUCAGUAGGUCAAAUAAUAGAAAAACCUUGUGACCUCUCUAGAGGCCAUAUUUUUCAUGGGAUCUGUAUGAAAGUUGGUCUGAAUGUUCAUCUUGAUGAUAUCUAGGUCAAGUUCGAAACUGGGUCAUGUGCGGUCAAAAACUAGGUCAGUAGGUCUAAAAAUAGAAAAACCUUGUGACCUCUCUAGAGGCCAUACUUAUGAAUGGAUCUCCAUACGAAUCGGUCAGAAUGUUCAUCUUGAUGAUAUCUAGGUCAAGUUUGAAACUGGGUCACGUGCCAUAAGAAAACUAGGUCAGUAGGUCAAAUAAUAAAAAAAAACCUUGUGACCUCUCUAGAGGCCAUACUUUUCAAGGGAUCUGUAUGAAAGUUGGUCUGAAUGUUCAUCUUGAUGAUAUCUAGGUCAGGUUUGAAACUGGGUCAACUGCGGUCAAAAACUAGGUCAGUAGGUCUAAAAUUAUUAAAAUCUUUCGACCUCUCUAGAGGCCAUGUUUUUCAAUGGAUCUUCAUGAAAAUUGAUCUGAAUGUUCACCUUGAUGAUAUCUAGGUCAGUUUCGAAACUGGGUCAUGUGCUGUCAAAAACUAGGCCAGUAGGGAUAAAAAUAGAAAAACCUUGUGACCUCUCUAAAGGCCUAUUUUUUCAUGAGAUUUUCAUGAAAAUUAGUGAGAAUGUUCACCUUGAUGAUAUCUAGAUAAAGUUCAAAACAGGGUCACAUACCUUCGAAAACUAGGUCAAUAGGUCAGAUAAUAGAAAAACCUUGUGACCUCUCUUUGAGACCAUAUUUUUCAAUGGAUCUUCAUGAAAAUUGGUCAGAAUUUUUAUCUUGAUAAUAUCUAGGUCAAGUUCAAAACUGGGUCACAUGAGCUCAACAACUAGGUCACUAUGUCAAAUAAUAGAAAAAACGACGUCAUACUCAAAACUGGGUCAUGUGGGAAGAGGUGAGCGAUUCAGGACCAUCAUGGUCCUCUUGUCUUGGUUAUUUUUUUGUUUAGGUCCACAUUUCUUGAAUACUGUAGCUUUGAGACUUUAUAUGUGCUUUGUCAUCAAUGGGUGAGUAAGGAGACAAAGAAGCAUGCAUAACUCUUCCUGCAUGUUUCCUUACAUCAAGCACAUACAGAUGAGGGAACCCCAGGGAGUACUAGGCUUGCUUCAUAAAGUCAUCUGUCCAUACACAAUGUAUCACAACAGUGUAUAAAACUCUUCCAGCACCUAAAUAUAAAAAUUUAACCAAACUUUAGAAAGAGUCAGAAAAAGAUGGCACACCUGUACAAAUGUUUCAAUUUUGCAGUCUCAGUAUAGAAAAAUCAUGAAAUUUUGAAAGAUGAAAAUAGAAGUGAUCUGAAGAAAUAUAAUUUUCCCUUUAACUAGAAAUAAAUUAGCCCUUAUUUCAUUUGUUAGCUACCGUUUUUGUAAAGUGGUGUAUAUAUUGGUUCCAUUGAAGAUUAAAACGUAAUUGUGAUGAAGUUGUAAAUUUGUGUUAAGAUUAUCUGUGGGAAUAUGAUUCAGUGGUGCCAUGUUUAGUAACCAUGAACUUGUUUAUAAUUUGUUCUAUCAUCCCUAUUCAUAAUACUGAAAAUAACCUUCCAAAGUUGUACUUUUCUGAUUACUGAGAAUUUUUUAGUAAUAUACAGGUACACAUUAAAGUCAGAUAAGAACUUAUUAAAACAUUUUGUAUCUGUGUUAGCAUAUUUCUGUGCAAUAUUACAAAAAAAGAAAGAAAAUGGCUUCAUAAUUUUUAAAUGAUUUAUACAGUUUAUAGACUGGAUCUAACUAAAUUAUGUUGUAUACUAGAACAUAUUUAAUUUUAUUUUUGAUUGCAUAUCUUCAAAACUUGAAAAUACAAAUUCUCAUGAUUCUCACAAGCUGGUUAGGUGGGGCACUGUGUAUUUUAAUGAAAUGAAAUUAGCCAUUGCUGUAUUUAUGUAGCUGAUUUCACAUCAAAUAAUAAUAUUUUUGUUUCAGUUAUAAAAAAGAAAUAGUUAUCUUGCAAUUUUUUUCAAUAAAAGUUGCAUAUAUA
This is a messenger RNA of Mercenaria mercenaria, 8188 nucleotides long. RefSeq names its product PR domain zinc finger protein 10-like. The record is from RefSeq and is a predicted model, not a curated record. Gene Ontology annotation, molecular function: histone deacetylase binding; RNA polymerase II cis-regulatory region sequence-specific DNA binding; DNA-binding transcription factor activity. Bases 203 to 3958 code for a protein of 1251 amino acids. NCBI's taxonomy places the organism in Eukaryota, Metazoa, Mollusca, Bivalvia, Venerida, Veneridae. Gene Ontology annotation, biological process: cell fate commitment; regulation of transcription by RNA polymerase II. The transcript has 7 exons. Gene Ontology annotation, cellular component: cytoplasm; nucleus.